AAGGAAGAUCCCAAGCUGGCCCUUCUCUUCCCGUGGCUCCGGAGGAGGAGACUUUACACGUGAUUGGCGUCUCUUUUUGCAAGAAGGAGAAUCGGCGGCGUAAGAUGGCAGCCUGGAGAUGUUCUGCAUCCGCUUGGCAGAAUCUGACCAAAAGGGAACCAAUCCCUUGGAGAAUAUGGAUUAGGCAGAGAUUUACAAGGUCCCGAAUUCCAGAAUCGGUAUUUCAACCACAACCUGGUGAUCAUGAAAAAUAUGGUGGUAAUCCAGAAGAGCCUCAUAAACUACAUCUUAUCACCAGGAUCAGAAGUGGAAUGAGGCGUCCUUAUUGGGAGAAAGAAUUGCUUGAAGAGCUUGGAUUAACAAAAAGAUUUGAUCCAGUGGUACUUAAAAACAUCCCUUCUGUGAAUGCAAAACUGAAAGUCAUUAAACACCUAAUAAGAAUAAAGCCAUUAAAACUGCCUUAUGGAAUUCCAACUGAAGAUGAAAUACCUGAUACCUAUCUUAACAAAGUCACAGGUGAAUUGAUAGUUUGUCGCCAUCUAAAAGAAGUGGAAAAGAACACCUCUGAUUCUUCAUAAUAAUGUAUUAAUACUUUAUAUAAUAAAUGUAAUAUUAAGUUGAGAAUUGUAUUCUGUAAUUGCCACUAGAGGCAUAAUAUAUAUGUUCAUUUUUAGAACAAUUUCUCUAGACUUAACUGCCUUCUCAUAAAAUUAAAUAGCAUUAUUACUGAAGAUAAAAAUAAUUUAUCUAGUAUUUGGGCAUAAUUUCUACUUAAGCUGGCUAUUAUAAAUGUGACAGUAUGAAUAAUAAGUAAAUGCAACAGCAGCAGCUUUUGAGAUAUAUUUUGGUAUCUACAAAGUUUAUAGAAGAGUGUAACUAACCAAACUGAAUUUCUGUGACGGUUAAACUAAUUUGAAUUUGUUUUGCUGACCGUUGUUAGUCAGAUAAAAGUUAAUUUUUAAGGUAUGCAAUUGUGAAUAACAUACAAAAAUGCAACGUUUCAGAAUAAAGUGUCAUCAGGCAGAUAUAGUCAAUGGUCAGUUAAUUGUAAAUAGGCCAUGUUUGGUCCAUUUUCAUUCCCCACCUCCCCAAUAAAAAAUAAUUAUGAGUUCUUCCCAGUAAUCUUACCUCUAUUUUUUAGUAUUUUGAUUGUUUGAGGAUCCUCCUUUUGUAACUGACCCUUAGGCCUGCAACCAGAUUUGUUCCUAUUGGGAUUUUUCGGGUAGGUGUAUUUCUAUAUCUUGUUUCAUGUCAGCAAUUCACUUGAAAUCAUUUAUAUCUGUUUUUCCCACCCUUUCAUUUGGGGAAGUUUUCCAUUUUCAGACAGAAUUCUUCUUGAAUACUGUAUAUGGAUGGUGUUCUUUUACCCUGGCAUGUACCAAAUUUUACUUAUCCCAUUUUUGGUUGGUAAACAUUCCAGCUGAACUAUUGUGUUUGGAAAAUCCCUGUAUGUUUAAAGACAUCUGGUUCUCCUGACAUUUAUUUCACCUUUUUUAUUAACAUAAUUUUGUAUAUAUUUUUUGUUUUAUGGGAAAUAUGAGAUUGCUUCCUGGACAGUUUAUAUUCUGUUCUUUGCCAGGAAAUCCAUACUAAACAGCUUUUAAAGUAUUAAAAUUAAAGCACGAAUGAAGGUCUAUUUAGAAGCUGAUAGCACAUAUUUUCAGGUCUAUACUUCCUCUUUUUUCACAAUACAUACACAGUCCAGAAAUAAUGUAGCACAUUUCUAAUUCAUUGCUCAAAUUUUAAGUCUCUUACCAGAUCUAGUAUAUUACUUUGAAUUAAUUUUUUUAUCUCCUCGUGUUAGUUCUAUGAAUCAAUAAUGAUUGAUUGAUCACAUCAGGAAAAACUGUCAUGUGUUGAAUGUACAUUUAUCCAGUCUAUGCAUAUAAUGGAAAUUGCCCAUUACUAAACAUUUACU
Molecule: messenger RNA, 1918 nt
Organism: Notechis scutatus (mainland tiger snake)
Lineage: Eukaryota; Metazoa; Chordata; Lepidosauria; Squamata; Elapidae
Gene: MRPL30
Product: mitochondrial ribosomal protein L30
Biological process (GO): translation
Cellular component (GO): mitochondrion; large ribosomal subunit
Molecular function (GO): structural constituent of ribosome
Source: RefSeq, a predicted model, not a curated record